AUGUCCGACGACCAAGUGCCACCGUUUUCGCUCGAUAAGCCGCGCCACGAUACUUCGACGUACGUCGGUCGGUGGCGUAAGUUUGCGGAGCUCGUGUCGCCAAAGUGGCUCUUUCUAAGCUCGGAGCAGAUUCAGCACGCGACGCAGACUCUGGAGGACUUCCGCAACGGUAAAAUCGCCCCUGGUCAGUUCAAGGAUGCGGAACUUUGGAAUCUUCGCCAGGCGUACGAGGCUGCCGUGCACCCUCAGACUGGCGAGACAGUUCCGGCUGUGUUUCGGCUGUCGGCUUUCGUGCCUGUGAACAUUCCCAUUUGCGUUGGCAUGCUGCUCGCUCCUGCCACGUUGGGAAACACGAUCUUCUGGCAAUGGGUUAACCAGAGCUACAGCGCCGGUUUCAACUACGCUAACCGCAACGCCAGCAGUGAACAGGACAACUCCACCAUCUUCAAGUCGUACGCUACCGCGACGCUCGUGUCUUGCUCGACUGCCGUUGGUCUGGGUAAGAUGGUGGAGAAAGCCAAGAGACUUUCUCCCAGCACGCGUUCCUUCCUCGGAAAGAUGGUUCCUUUCGUUGCUGUCGCGAGCGCAGGUGCUUUCAACGCCGUGUCGAUGCGCUUCAACGAGUUCCAAGAGGGAAUUGAUAUCAUGGACGAGCACGGAGAUGUUCACGGGCGUUCAGUUGCCGCUGGACGUCAGUCGCUUGGCCAAGUGGCACUCACGCGUAUUGCGCUACCCAUGCCCAUUUUGCUGCUCCCGCCGUACCUGUAUGAGAUCAUGAAGAAAACCAACAUCAUGCCCAAGGCCAAGUACCCGAAGCUUGCUGCGGAGCUCGUCGUGUUAACGAUGUGUCUGUGGGGUGCCAUGCCCAGCGCUGUGGCGCUCUUCCCGCAGUUGGGAACGAUUUCGGCUGACAGCGUUGAGGAGGAAUUCCGAUCUCGGGUGGAUCGCAACGGCCAGCCCAUUCGUCACUUCAUCUACAACAAGGGAAUCUGA
Phytophthora infestans T30-4 is the source of this 993-nucleotide messenger RNA. RefSeq names its product Mitochondrial Tricarboxylate Carrier (MTC) Family. The transcript is spliced from 10 exons. Gene Ontology annotation, biological process: monoatomic ion transport; mitochondrial transmembrane transport. Gene Ontology annotation, molecular function: monoatomic ion transmembrane transporter activity. The record is from RefSeq and is a predicted model, not a curated record. Gene Ontology annotation, cellular component: mitochondrial inner membrane. Lineage: Eukaryota; Oomycota; Peronosporomycetes; Peronosporales; Peronosporaceae. Bases 1 to 993 code for a protein of 330 amino acids.